Molecule: messenger RNA, 1740 nt
Organism: Brenthis ino (lesser marbled fritillary)
Lineage: Eukaryota; Metazoa; Arthropoda; Insecta; Lepidoptera; Nymphalidae
Source: the annotation of a GenBank genome assembly
AUGUCACGUAUCACAAAGAAGGUGAUCAACUCGCCGGAGACGUGCGUGGACGACAACCUCCGCGGCGUAGUGGCUUUGUAUCCUAAACUACACUUGCAUCCCAAACAUCGUGUCGUCACAUAUAGAAGAAAAGAUGACUCGGGACGAGUGGCAAUCCUAGGUGGCGGCGGCUCUGGACAUGAACCCUUUGCCGCAGGUCUGAUAGGCCCAGGGAUGUUGGACGGAGCCGUUGCGGGCGGCGUAUUCGCGUCACCCCCCACCGGGAAUAUACUGUACGCUAUAGCACAGCUUUAUAAAUAUAAUUCAGGUGGAGUUCUAGUGCUUUUGGGCAACUACACAGGAGAUAGAUUGAACUUCGGGAAAGCUUUUGAAAAAGCUAAAGUCGCGGGUAUUAAGGUUGAAGGUUUCAUAGUGGGAGAAGACGUAGCGUCGAGUCACAACAAAACUGGUGGCAGAAGUAUGGUCGGAGAAGUGUUUCUUUAUAAACUGUGCGGCGCGAUGGCUGCUCGGGGAUACGAUCUGUACGCCAUACGGGACAUGGCGGCUGAAGUUAAUAAUAAUAUGGCAACCCUCGGAGUGAGCCUGAGCGCGUGCUCCUUGCCAGGCCAGCCGCCGCUGUUCGACACGGCGUGGGACGAGAUGGAGCUGGGCACGGGCGUGCACGGCGAGGCCGGCAUACACAAGCUCAAGCUCGGCUCUGCCAGGGACACUGUUGCUUUGAUAUUGGAUAAGAUUGUAGCGCAUCUCAAAUUGCAAGCCGGUAACCGAGUAGCGGCCAUGAUCAAUAACUUGGGAGGGACUUCCCUCAUGGAGAUGAAUAUUAUAGCUGCCGAAAUUAAGGACUAUUUAAAUCAAAAACAAAUAAUAAUGGAGCGUCUAUUCUCUGGUCAUCUAAAAACUUCGCUAGAAAUGCACGGCUUUCAAAUUUGUUUGUUACAUCUAAAUAAAGAAAAUGGCGACUUGUGGCUUGACCUAAUAGAUGCUCCUACGGAGGCUGUAGGCUGGACCGGCGGCGUGAUGUCGGUGAGAGGAGAUGAUGACGGACAAGAUGGUGAUGAUGAUACGUUGCUGCAAGAAGAUGAGAAAAAGGCGGUCACCGGCCCAUCAUUAUCACCCAAAGAGCAAGAGUUGCUGCGCGGCUGCCUGCGCGCGGCGGCGGGCGCGCUGCGCGAGGCGGAGCCCCUCCUCAACGCGCUGGACUCCGGGUGCGGCGACGGCGACUGUGGCAUCACGCUGAGGAAUUUCGCUGAUGCGGUGAUCUUGUACCUGGAGAGAGCUCCAACGGAGCGGCCGUCGAGCGUGCUGUGGGCGCUGUCGGAGGCGGCGGAGACGGACAUGGGCGGCACCUCCGGCGGCGUGUACGGCCUGGGGCUCGCCGCCGCCGCGCAGGCCAUGGCCACUGCGACGGUGAACGAUAGAGCAGCGUGGUCGGAGGCGGCGCGCGCCGCGCUGGCGGCCGUCGGCAAGUACGGCGGCGCCGAGCCCGGGGACCGCACCAUGUUAGACACGCUAAAUGCCGCCGUAGUCGCGCUGGAAGAUAACUUGCAAGAUGAUCUGAAGACUUUGUUGGCGAAAGUAGACGAGGCCGCAGACAGCGCGGCUAAGGCUACCGUCCACAUGGAGGCGAGGGCGGGUCGCGCGUCCUACGUGUCUCGCUCGUACCUGACGGGCGAGGACGCGGGCGCGCGCGCCGCCGCGCUGUGGCUGCGCGCCGCGCUCGCGCACCUCCAACAAAACUAC